This is a messenger RNA of Schistocerca serialis cubense, 1614 nucleotides long. Its product is annotated as sarcoplasmic reticulum histidine-rich calcium-binding protein-like. NCBI's taxonomy places the organism in Eukaryota, Metazoa, Arthropoda, Insecta, Orthoptera, Acrididae. The record is from RefSeq and is a predicted model, not a curated record. The transcript is spliced from 17 exons. Bases 1 to 1614 code for a protein of 537 amino acids.
AUGAUGAGGGCGAUGAGCAGCGCCGCAGUGCUCGGUCUCCAGAGUCUGUUCAUACUCACAGAGACAGGCGAGGAUGAAGAGGGCGGUGAGCAGCGCCACAGUGGUCAGUCCGAGAACCACGAGCAGCAGCAGCAGACAGCACUCAUGUCUCGUCAGACAGGCGAGGAUGAUGAGGGCGAUGAGCAGCGCCGCAGUGGUCAGUCCGAGAACUACGAGCAGCAUCAGCAGACAGCGCUCAUGUCCCGUCAGACAGGCGAGGAUGAUGAGGGCGAUGAGCAGCGCCGCAGUGGUCAGUCCGAGAACUACGAGCAGCACCAGCAGGCAGCGCUCAUGUCUCGUCAGACAGGCGAGGAUGAUGAGGGUGAUGAGCAGCGCCGCAGUGGUCAGUCCGAGAACUACGAGCAGCAUCAGCAGACAGCGCUCAUGUCUCGUCAGACAGGCGAGGAUGAUGAGGGCGAUGAGCAGCGCCGCAGUGGUCAGUCCGAGAACUAUGAGCAGCACCAGCAGGCGGCGCUCAUGUCUCGUCAGACAGGCGAGGAUGAUGAGGGCGAUGAGCAGCGCCGUAGUGGUCAGUCCGAGAACUACGAGCAGCAUCAGCAGACAGUGCUCAUGUCUCGUCAGACAGGCGAGGAUGAUGAGGGCGAUGAGCAGCGCCGCAGUGGUCAGUCCGAGAACUACGAGCAGCACCAGCAGGCGGCUCUCGCGUCUCGUCAGACAGGUGAGGAUGAUGAGGGAGAUGAGCAGCGCCGCAGUGGUCAGUACGAGAACUACGAGCAGCACCAGCAGGCGGCGCUCGCGUCUCGUCGUAUGCCUCUAGCACAGUGCGACGAUGAUGAGGGCGAUGAGCAGCGCCGCAGUGGUCAGUCCGAGAACUACGAGCAGCACCAGCAGGCGGCGCUCGCGUCUCGUCAGACAGGCGAGGAUGAAGAGGGCGGUGAGCAGCGCCACAGUGGUCAGUCCGAGAACCACGAGCAGCAGCAGCAGACAGCACUCAUGUCUCGUCAGACAGGCGAGGAUGAUGAGGGCGAUGAGCAGCGCCGCAGUGGUCAGUCCGAGAACUACGAGCAGCAUCAGCAGACAGCGCUCAUGUCCCGUCAGACAGGCGAGGAUGAUGAGGGCGAUGAGCAGCGCCGCAGUGGUCAGUCCGAGAACUACGAGCAGCACCAGCAGGCAGCGCUCAUGUCUCGUCAGACAGGCGAGGAUGAUGAGGGUGAUGAGCAGCGCCGCAGUGGUCAGUCCGAGAACUACGAGCAGCAUCAGCAGACAGCGCUCAUGUCUCGUCAGACAGGCGAGGAUGAUGAGGGCGAUGAGCAGCGCCGCAGUGGUCAGUCCGAGAACUAUGAGCAGCACCAGCAGGCGGCGCUCAUGUCUCGUCAGAAAGGCGAGGAUGAUGAGGGCGAUGAGCAGCGCCGCAGUGGUCAGUCCGAGAACUACGAGCAGCACCAGCAGGCGGCGCUCGCGUCUCGUCAGACAGGCGAGGAUGAUGAGGGCGAUGAGCAGCGCCGCAGCGGUCAGUCCGAGAACUACGAGCAGCAUCAGCAGGCGGCGCUCGCGUCUCGUCGUCCUCUUGAGGCUGUGGACAGAGAAGCAAGGCGUGAGACGUCGGUGAGGUGA